Messenger RNA from Cavia porcellus (domestic guinea pig), 3724 nucleotides. It is a transcript of the gene Pls1, whose product is annotated as plastin 1. The record is from RefSeq and is a predicted model, not a curated record. Gene Ontology annotation, cellular component: cytoplasm; actin filament bundle; actin filament. NCBI's taxonomy places the organism in Eukaryota, Metazoa, Chordata, Mammalia, Rodentia, Caviidae. Gene Ontology annotation, biological process: actin filament network formation; actin filament bundle assembly. The transcript is spliced from 16 exons. Bases 205 to 2097 code for a protein of 630 amino acids. Gene Ontology annotation, molecular function: actin filament binding; calcium ion binding.
AGGCAGAACACUUCAGUGAGCAGUUAGUUGCUUGAUUUCUUUGGUCAAACACUGACUUACAUAGUACUGUCUGAAAAUAGGCGCAGCUUAGAGAGAGACUGAAUUGUAAGUCUUCUGAAUCUGUUUUCCUGCACCUUCAAAUCUUAAGUGUGAAGACCAGCAGAAACAGACACAAAGACUUGAAGUUGUCUUUCCUGACCUAAGAUGGAAAAUAGUACCACUACCAUUUCUCGAGAGGAGCUUGAAGAACUACAAGAAGCAUUUAAUAAAAUAGAUAUUGACAACAGUGGAUAUGUGAGUGACUAUGAACUUCAGGACCUAUUUAAGGAAGCAAGCCUUCCUCUUCCUGGCUAUAAAGUGCGCGAGAUCGUGGAGAAAAUUCUAGCAGUUGCUGACAACAAUAAAGAUGGCAAAAUCAGUUUUGAAGAAUUCGUGUCACUAAUGCAAGAGCUUAAAAGCAAAGAUAUCAGCAAAACAUUCCGAAAAAUAAUUAACAAGAGGGAAGGAAUCACUGCUAUUGGAGGAACUUCAUCCAUUUCCAGUGAGGGCACACAGCAUUCUUACUCAGAGGAAGAAAAAGUGGCUUUUGUUAACUGGAUUAACAAAGCCCUAGAAAAUGACCCUGACUGUAAGCAUCUUUUGCCCAUGAAUCCCAAUGAUGGCAGUCUUUUCAGAUCACUUGCAGAUGGCAUCCUUCUUUGCAAAAUGAUCAACUUAUCUGAACCAGAUACAAUUGAUGAAAGAGCCAUUAAUAAGAAAAAGCUUACUCCUUUUACUGUUUCUGAAAAUUUAAACCUAGCCCUGAAUUCUGCCUCAGCCAUUGGUUGUACAGUGGUCAACAUUGGUGCACAGGAUCUUAAAGAAGGAAAGCCUCACUUGGUCUUAGGUCUUCUCUGGCAGAUCAUCAAAGUUGGUCUUUUUGCUGAUAUUGAAAUUUCUAGGAAUGAAGCUUUGAUUGCAUUGCUCAGUGAAGGUGAAGAACUAGAAGAACUGAUGAAGCUUUCUCCUGAGGAAUUAUUGCUACGAUGGGUGAACUACCAUCUGACCAACGCAGGAUGGCCUACCAUCAGCAACUUCAGCCAGGACAUUAAGGAUUCAAGAGCCUACUUUCAUCUGCUCAAUCAGAUUGCCCCUAAAAGUGACCGGGAAGAUGGACCUGCUAUUGACAUUGACCUUUCAGGAUUUAAUGAGAAAAAUGACCUAAAGCGUGCUGAAUUCAUGCUUCAAGAAGCAGACAAACUAGGCUGCAGACAGUUUGUUACUCCAGCAGAUGUGGUUUCAGGCAAUCCUAAACUUAAUUUAGCCUUUGUAGCUAAUCUUUUUAACACAUACCCAUGCCUACACAAGCCUAAUAAUAAUGACAUCGAUAUUAAUUUAUUGGAAGGAGAGAGCAAAGAAGAGAGGACAUUUCGAAACUGGAUGAAUUCCUUGGGAGUCAAUCCAUAUAUUAAUCAUUUGUAUGGUGACCUUGAAGAUGCUUUAGUGAUCUUUCAGCUCUAUGAAAUGAUUCGAGUGCCAGUGAACUGGAGCCAGGUCAACAAACCUCCUUAUCCUGCUCUUGGAGGGAACAUGAAGAAGAUUGAGAACUGUAACUAUGCUGUAGAGCUUGGAAAGAAUAAAGCCAAAUUCUCCUUGGUUGGCAUUGCUGGGCAGGACCUAAAUGAAGGAAAUUCAACACUUACUCUGGCACUGGUAUGGCAACUGAUGAGAAGGUAUACAUUGAAUGUGUUAUCAGAUCUUGGAGAUGGUGAAAAAGUAAAUGAUGAAAUUAUUAUUAAAUGGGUCAAUCAGACUCUUAAAAAUGCAAACAAAAGUACUUCUAUUUCCAGCUUCAAGGAUAAAUCUAUUAGCACAAGUUUACCUGUCCUAGAUUUAAUAGAUGCCAUUGUACCAAAUGCAGUUCGUCAAGAAAUGAUCAAGAGAGAAAACCUUUCUGAUGAAGACAAACUGAACAAUGCUAAAUACGCCAUUUCAGUUGCUCGGAAGAUUGGUGCCCGGAUAUACGCAUUACCUGAUGAUCUUGUAGAAGUAAAACCAAAGAUGGUUAUGACAGUGUUUGCAUGCUUAAUGGGAAAAGGAUUGAAUAGAAUAAAAUAAUGAAACUAGUGUGAUCUGCCACAUGAAACACACUGAAUGCCUCACAGUUUACAGAAUUCUGAAAUGUAGUGGGUAUAAAAUCAGAAUAUUUGUAUGCUCAAAACAGUUAUAUAUUCCUUAAUUUAAUAUCUUGUUCAUAUUAGAAUUUGUCAACUUUUGGGGGCAACAUAGUUAAAUUUACUAAUCAAUGCUGGAUAAUAGAAUAUGUUCAUUAUCAAGAUGAUAUUUCAUGAUUAAAUUAUUUUGUUCCCUGAAGUCUUAUUAAAAAAUAAUUCAUUCUUUUUCAUGGUUCAAAAAUGAGCAAUACAAAAACAUUUUGCAGGUUUUGCUAUAAAAUAUGUUUUGAUUAUUUUUUGGUGUGUUAAUUUUUGUCAGAAUUGUUUUCAAAGUCUAAUCCUUUUGUUUUCUCCCUCAAACUGUAUAUGUGGUCUAAAACUUUCUGUAAAUUCUGUACUAUCUCAAAUCUUAAAGUGACAAGUAUUGUUCAUUAACAUUAAACUCUUUUAUAUAUGAGAACUAAUUCUUGAAUGGACAUCAAAGUUCACUGUCUUAUAUAAGUAGCAAGAACUUUUUACUUAAAACUUAAUUUUAACUGCAUUGCUAAUUUACAUAUCCUACUUUGGCAAUACAGCUUUACUUAUGAUAUAUAGCAUAUACUGUGUGUUGAUAAGAUAUCAGAGAAGAGUGUGUGUGUGUGUGUAUGUGUUACACCUGAGUUACCCAGGUUUUCUUAAAUGUUUAAUUGGUCAGUCAGCCAAACUUUUAUUUAUUGUGGCCCUAAAAUGUGUGGUAACACUUUUCAGUUUUUGGAUAUCUGAUUCAUGAAGAUUUCACAAGUAUUCAUUAUGAAUGUGCUGAUAGUUAUUUUUCAAUUGACUCCUUCCAGAUACUUGUAGCCAAACACUGGCUGGAACAUCCCAAAUCAUGGUGACAUUUUUCUGUUAGCUUUCUAUUAUUACACUUGCUAGUUUAGGUCUAUAAUGAAAACUAUAUACACUAUAUAUAUGUUACAAUGCCCAUUGAAUAUCUUUAGUAAAAAGCAACUUAGCUGGUAGUCACAUACAGUAAUUUCAUAUUUUUCUUUUAUAGUUGCCUGUGAACUGGCAAUGUUUGUUUAAUGCUUGUGUUCUUAGGAACUACUAAAGUAUGACAUCUUUUUUUUUCUGAAUUUUUAACAGACCAAUUUUGCUGCUCACAAUUGAAUCCAGAAAAGCAUUUCAUCUGUCUUUCACUGUUAAUGCCAGUAAUACUUUUAUGCCACAAAAAUGCUAUCACUUGACCUCAGUGUGAAUCAAUAGUCUAAAUUCUCCUUAUACUAUUGAUUAAAACAUAGUCAGAGAGUACUCAAUGCAUUUAGAUUCAGAUUUUUAAAGUGAAGUGACCAACAGGUGGAAUUUUGAAAUAUAUAUUCUUCUACAAAAGAGCUUGCUUUCUCUUUUAUAUUUUGAUGAUUGUUUCCUUAUAUGAAGAUGAAAGUUUGUCCUUUUAUGAAAUUAUUUAAAUCAUGCUUCCUUCUUUAGUUUUCUUUUCCAUCAUUGGAUUUACUAUCUGAUUUACAUGAAAUUUGGCACUUUAGGGUGUUGGUUUUUCUCACAAAGUAUAUUUAAUAAAAAACGCUCUGUAUGUA